This is a messenger RNA of Lacerta agilis (Sand lizard), 2238 nucleotides long. Its product is annotated as 24-hydroxycholesterol 7-alpha-hydroxylase. The transcript is spliced from 12 exons. Gene Ontology annotation, molecular function: oxidoreductase activity, acting on paired donors, with incorporation or reduction of molecular oxygen; steroid hydroxylase activity; iron ion binding. The record is from RefSeq and is a predicted model, not a curated record. Gene Ontology annotation, biological process: cholesterol homeostasis; bile acid biosynthetic process. The coding region runs from base 73 to 1476 and encodes 467 amino acids. Lineage: Eukaryota; Metazoa; Chordata; Lepidosauria; Squamata; Lacertidae.
GUAACCCCUAGCAGCAUUAUAUCUUACAGCUGCAGCCUGUGUCACAAAAGCAACUGCUACAGAGGAAAGAAGAUGGAGAUCAUUUUGGCUCUCCUGUUUACAGUGGUUCUAGGUUUUGUUGUCAAGCUGAUUUUCUUUCCGUUCAGAAACAGCAAUGAGCCACCUUGUAUCCAUGGCUGCAUCCCUUGGUUCGGAGCUGCCUUCCAAUUUGGGAAAGCUCCUCUGGAAUUCAUCAGACAAGCCCAACUCAAGUAUGGACCAGUAUUCACAGUGUAUAUGUUGGGGAAACGAUACACAUUUGUAACUGAUGGAGAAGGUUUUCAAGCAUUUUGUACAUCUAAAGAUGUGGAUUUUGAGCAGGCAGUGCAACAGUCUGUCCAGCGUACAGCUUCAAUUCCUGAAGAAAUCUUUUACAAGAAUAGGAGCAGGAUAUAUAUCAUGGUGAAGGGAAGACUGGGUACAUCUAAUCUGCGUCAUAUGCCUGGGAGUCUCUGUCAGGAACUUCAGAAACACAUGGAGGAUUUGGGUCAUGAAGGAACGGAGGAGCUCAGAGAUCUGGUAAGGCACAUCAUGUUCCCAUCAACAGUGAACACCCUGUUUGGAAAAGACAUUUUUUUGACCACCAAGGAUAAUGUCAAGGAGUUUGAGGAGCACUAUCAGAACUUUGAUGAUGAUUUUGAAUAUGCUACCCAACUUCCAAAAUAUUUUCUGAAAAAAUGGUCCAAAUCAAAGAAGUGGCUCCUAAAAAGUUUUGAAAAAGUUGUCUUGCAUGCAGAGGAAACUAAUCCUUCAGAUGACUGUUCUAAGACACUAUGGCAACAUGUCCUAGACACUUUGCAAGGAAAGACCUUCAGUGCUAAUUAUGGCCUCUUACUUCUUUGGGCAUCUCAAGCUAAUGCAAUUCCUGUUUCAUUCUGGACACUUGCAUUUAUUCUGUCUCAACCUUCUGUUUACAAAAAAGUCAUGGAUGAACUAGAACCUGUUUAUAGAAAAUCAGGUAAAGAAAACAUCCAGUUAUCUGAAGAUGACCUUAAAAAGUUCCCAUUUAUCAAGUGGUGUAUUUUGGAAACAAUACGAUUAAGGGCACCAGGUGCUAUCAUCAAGAAAGUGAUCGCUCCAAUGACAAUUCAAAAUUUUGUUAUCCCUCCUGGUGACCUGCUGGCCUUGUCUCCAUAUUGGAUUCAUAGAAACCCCAAAUAUUUUCCUGAGCCCAAUACUUUUAAACCAGAUCGUUGGAAAGAAGCAAAUUUAGAGAAAAAUGUUUCCUUGGAAGGUUUUGUGGCAUUUGGAGGAGGAGCACACCAGUGUCCAGGAAGAUGGUUUGCUAUCAUGGAGAUUCAAAUUCUAGUAGCUACGUUGCUUUGCAAAUACAAAUGCCAUCUUUUGGAUCCACUACCAAAGGAGAGCCUUCUCCACUUGGUGGGGACACAGCAGCCUGAGGGACCAUGCAGAAUUCAGUAUAAGUUGAGAACAUGAAGCUGAGCAUUGGUGCCCAUCCCGAUUCCUUAACUGUCAGACUGAGAAUCAGAAUUGGAAGGGACCCCCAGGGGUCAUCUAGCCCUACCCCCGCAAUGCAGGAUGGAUCUGCUCCAUUCCGAUGUGUCCUGCAUUCUCUGUUACCACCUUUGAUCACCAGAGGUUUAAAUAAACCACACAACCCACUUCAAUCCACUUCAAUUGUUUUUAUAGGAUGCCAAUUAUACUUCCAUUUUGGGGCUUGACUAUCCAGAGAACUGCCAACUUCUUUUCAGUAGACACAUUUUAUAGUCAUUGAAAUACCCAGUUAAUUAGAAACCCCUGCAACCAAGCAAGUUAACUGAGGGCAAAUGAUUUCUCUGAGCCAAACAAAGGUGCUAGGAGUUCCUUUUAAAUAUAGGUUGAUUGGUUCUUGUUCUGUAGCUGUGUGAGUGCUGAUAAAGUUAAGAGGGUGUCAAAUGCUGCCAAAAUUUGAAGGGAAAUAUUUGCUUUGUUAGGUGCAAGGCACUGGUAAAUUAGACUACAGCUUCUGUGAGCUGACUGAGUAUGAUCAUUUAGCACAACUAAAUGAAAACAUAUAGUGAACUGUCCCGUGUUUUCUCCUGAACACUGUAUCUUGUAGCGGCAUCACUCACCCAAAUUCUGGAUUGCGUCCAUCUUGGUGAGUGAGUAUUCUUGGAAUGCAGCAUCAUCUUUCCACAUUGUACAGUUGUACCUUGGAAGUCAAAUGGAAUCCAUUCCAGAUGUCCAUUCAACUUUCAA